Corticium candelabrum is the source of this 1164-nucleotide messenger RNA. RefSeq names its product heterogeneous nuclear ribonucleoprotein D-like. Gene Ontology annotation, molecular function: RNA binding; protein binding. The record is from RefSeq and is a predicted model, not a curated record. Gene Ontology annotation, cellular component: nucleus. Lineage: Eukaryota; Metazoa; Porifera; Homoscleromorpha; Homosclerophorida; Plakinidae. The transcript is spliced from 2 exons. The coding region runs from base 81 to 1022 and encodes 313 amino acids.
CGUCUACAGCUCGCACACGGUCGGAAUAUUGAUCCUAGCGCAACAUCCUGUUCCUUAUUGAGUCACGUGAUUUGUUAAAUAUGGCGACAUUUGGUUGGAGUUAUAAACACAAUUUCUCGGGCAGCAAAGCUCCUGACAUCAACGCGCGAGCGGAGAAGGUCAGUGAUGUUGAUCGUAAGCGAGCGGCAGCCAACGCGGCGGCCACUGCUGCCAAACUCGCCAAACUUGAAGAGUCGCAGCCGAAGAAGAAGAGAUAUCAUCCGGAUCAGAAAAUCUAUGUUGGCAGACUAUCGUGGGAUACCGACGACGAGGCGUUGGGGCAUUAUUUUGCGGCAUUUGGUGAACUAGAAGACGUCAAGGUUAUCAGAGACAAGAAGACCAACAUCUCUCGUGGUUAUGGCUUUGUCACAUUUUCUAAAAUUGAGUCAGCCGAACAGGCAAAGCGUUGGUGCAUGGCUAACCAUCCAAUACUUGACAGGCGAGAAAUUAUUGUGGAGGGAGUUGAACAUCGUCGAGCACGGCAGCAACUCCUAGGACAAAAACUAGAAAAAGAGGAGCCAGAGAGUGAUGAGGAACAAACACUUGGUGAAAAGCCACCCUGGGAACAGGAAGAUGAUGUGGGAACUCCAAACCUGAAGAAGUUUCGAAAAGACACUUUGUAUUGGAAGUAUAGAUGGUCCAAUAAACGGACAAGUGAGGCGUUUGGGCCAUACUCAACACAAGAAAUGCUGGCUUGGGUAACAGCGGGAUUUUUUAAGCAGAACCCAUGUUGGGUACGGCAGAUGUCAGAAAAAGAGCUACACGAAGCAGCAAAGCCCCCGAAAGGGAAGAAAAGUAAGGACUUGCCUAAUACUCUGCUGAGUAAAGGAGAAGCAAUAUCAAGACAAUACAAUGAGAAUGUAACAGCAUAUGACGAAAGUAGUGACUCUAGUGAUGAUGAAAUUUCUCGAAAAACAGAAGAUAAAGAACAAUCGAGUGACUUUGUGCCUGUAGAGGACAUUGACUUUUCUCUGUUUCCAUAAUAUAUAAUUCACAAAAUUAUUUGUUAAAAACAAGCACAUUGCUGUGCUUUACUCUUCUGGACUCCAGCAUUUAUGCAUAAUGCAUGAUGACCUUAAUUAACAGAAAGAAAAAGUCACUCAGUCAUUCAAUCAAAAUCAAUCA